Oncorhynchus gorbuscha (pink salmon) is the source of this 3026-nucleotide messenger RNA. RefSeq names its product N-chimaerin. The record is from RefSeq and is a predicted model, not a curated record. Gene Ontology annotation, biological process: regulation of small GTPase mediated signal transduction; positive regulation of GTPase activity; signal transduction. The transcript has 14 exons. The coding region runs from base 162 to 1541 and encodes 459 amino acids. Lineage: Eukaryota; Metazoa; Chordata; Actinopteri; Salmoniformes; Salmonidae. Gene Ontology annotation, molecular function: GTPase activator activity.
GCGUCACAUGGUAACCAUGGUAACACUCUGGCCUACAAUUGAGUGCGAUGGUCACGUGAUAUCACAAGAUGGCGACUUCGUUAUAGAUGGAUACGGUGAUGUGGUCUUUCUAAACUGCGGUGGAAAUUGUCAACUAUUGGGCAUCAGUUAAAGCACCAAGAAUGGCUCUAAAUGUCUUUGACCAUGAUGAAUACAGACCACCAGUGUGGAAAUCUUACCUGUAUCAGCUCCAGCAGGAGGCACCACAUCCACGGCGAUUGACCUGCACCUGUGAGGUGGAUAACCGGCCCAAAUACUAUGGGAGAGAGUACCAUGGGAUGGUCUCCAGAGAGGAGGCUGACCAGCUGCUGAGUGUGGCAGAGGGCAGUUACCUCAUCAGGGAGAGCCAGAGGCAGCCUGGGACCUACACACUGGCCCUACGCUUUGGAAAUCAAACCAAGAACUUCCGCCUCUACCAUGAUGGGAAACACUUUGUCGGGGAGAAGCGCUUUGAGUCCAUCCACGACCUUGUGACAGAUGGGCUGAUCACACUCUACAUCGAGACCAAGGCAGCAGAGUACAUCGCUAAGAUGACCAUUAACCCAAUCUAUGAGCACAUUGGCUACACAACACUCAACAAGGAGCCCACGCUGAAGAAACACUUGCCCGUGUGCAAGGAGGUUCCCGAUGGGCCUGCUCCACAGGGAGAGCGGGUUGACGAGGAGAAAGGGCUCACCUCGCUGGUACGUCGAGCCACCCUGAAGGACAAUGUCCACACGACCAAGUAUGAGAAAGUCCACAAUUUCAAGGUGCACACCUUCCGGGGACCCCACUGGUGUGAAUAUUGUGCCAACUUCAUGUGGGGCCUCAUCGCUCAGGGAGUGAAAUGUGCAGAUUGUGGUUUGAAUGUCCACAAGCAGUGUUCCAAAAUGGUGCCAAAUGACUGCAAGCCUGACCUCAAGCAUGUCAAAAAAGUAUACAGUUGUGACCUUACGACACUGGUAAAAGCCCACAAUUCCAAGCGACCCAUGGUGGUGGACAUGUGCAUACAAGAGAUUGAGUCUCGAGGUGUUCAGUCUGAGGGCCUGUACAGAAUCUCAGGCUUCAGUGAUCUGAUUGAAGAUGUGAAGCUGGCUUUCGACAGAGAUGGUGAAAAGGCGGACAUUUCUGUGAAUGUGUAUGAAGACAUCAACAUAAUCACUGGCGCACUGAAACUGUAUUUCAGGGAUUUACCCAUUCCUCUUAUCACGUACGACGCCUACCCAAGGUUUAUGGAGGCAGCAAAGAUAACGGAUCCAGACAAGCUGUUGGAGGCCCAUCAUGAAGGUCUGAAGCUGCUGCCACCUGCACACUGUGAAACACUGUGUUAUCUCAUGGCCCACUUAAAGAGGGUAACCCAAAAUGAUAAAGACAACCUGAUGAAUGCAGAAAACCUUGGCAUUGUUUUUGGGCCCACCCUCAUGCGUGCCCCAGACUUGGAUGCGAUGACGGCACUCAAUGACAUCCGCUACCAGAGACAGGUGGUGGAGACGCUCAUAAAGAAUGAAGACAUUCUGUUCUGAAAGGGGAUGACAAACAAUGAAGGAAACUUAAAUCAUCAAUAAGUGUUUUACUCAUCAUUUAGAAUGGAGGAAGUGACAAUUGUGUUUUUGAAUAUUUUCCCUUUGUUAAACCAAGACUUUAAUAAUAAUGGAGUAUUUGAGCCAUUGUACAGUCUCUCCCACUCCCAGUGAACCCUGUCUGAAGAGAUGUCUGUUGGGUUUGGAUCACGUACCUUAGACUUGUCUUUUGCAUGUUCACCCCCCCCCAUUUCUGUCGGGGGUAACUGAUGGAACACACAUUCCUUCUGGAUAGCUAGUAUGUGUUUUGUUUUCAGAUAUUGGGUCACACCAAAGAGAUUGAGGACUCAUCUUUAUAUCUGACAUUAUAGUGUCUGUGACAGCAUGGGCAGUGCUAUUGAAGCUACAAGCCAUAGGAAUCCCCACCCUGUUGGCUACUUUUACUACUUUAAAAUGGUGUAAGCCCUCAAUGUCCAUGCCAAAUCGGGUUAUGUCCAUGAGUCCUAUCUAUUUUCACAGGUCACACUCACUCAUUAACUGCUCUCUCUGAUCUUGUACUGUAGAUGUGGCUCAUUGUUUCACAAUGGGGUUAUUCUUCUUGUGAAUCACUAAUGUACCUGGGUAUAACAUCGGUUAAAAACCUUUUUAAUUUUGUUUAAUGUUGUUUGUAUGUUUUUACAUUCAAACACCUUUUUGAGGUGACUUAUUUUUUUAAGAGAUGCAGUGGGAUAUUUGUAUAAUUUCAGCCAGUAGUCCUAGCACUCAAGCCAUAAUGGGCGCCUUAAAUGUACUAUGUCAUAUUAGCGGUGUGUCCUGUGUACAUCUCCACUGCAUUUACAUUAUAAUGACAUGCCACACAAUUGGCACUCACUGCCCCUACUGUCAAAGAGCAGCCAAUGUGCUCAAGCCUCCCACUUUUACCUUGCAGCAUCAUUGUAUGUGAUGGUGCCUUUCAACCUUCCUAUCAACAUUGUCUAUCUGUUUUGGUUGUUUGAAGUUUAUUUAACUAGGCAAGACAGUUAAGAACAAACUCUUAUUUUCAAUGAAGGCCUAGGAACAGUGGGUUAACUGCCUUGUUCAGGGGCAGGAUGACAGAUUUUUACCUUGUCAGCUCGUCAGACUUGAAACCUUUUGGUUACUAGUCCAACGCUCUAACCACUAGGCUACCUGCCGCCCCAGUGUCUGUGUCCCUUUAUUCUCCGGGUCAGACUAUGGCAAAAUAACUUAAACUGUAUAUUUCCUGAAGAAAGUGUGUCCUUUCUUUAGCUGUCUAAAAGUAGUAGUAGAGACCGUGGUAGUUUUGAUUGAUUGAUUGUAAUUAAUAUGAAUAGCAAUAGUGACUGGUAAAAGUAGUGUUUUCAUUUUAACAUUCUGAAAGUUUCAACAGUGGGAAGUUUAUGUUGAGUUAAAUCUGCCUAUCAAAGUUGUCAUAUGCGCAUCCUUAAAAACAUAGCCGUUGGGCUAAUAAAGAAUAAUAGUAUACAACAA